Magallana angulata is the source of this 3551-nucleotide messenger RNA. RefSeq names its product ryncolin-1-like. Bases 158 to 1057 code for a protein of 299 amino acids. NCBI's taxonomy places the organism in Eukaryota, Metazoa, Mollusca, Bivalvia, Ostreida, Ostreidae. The transcript is spliced from 6 exons. The record is from RefSeq and is a predicted model, not a curated record.
GGUACAUCGCAGAUGUGUUAGACCGAUUGAGAGGUUUGGUACUUUUGCAACAAAAGUUGAUUAGACAUACUUACAUGAGGAAGGUGACUAUUAUAUGAUAAACCGUGUUUCAUAUUGAGUUGUCUGGGCUUAAUUGAUCCUAAUCUGUAAUUCAACAAUGGAGGGAAUGUUGAGCAUUUUGAUUUUGACUAUGUUGUUGAAAUCAACGAAUGGACAAUUGUUAUACGAUGAUUUGGAGGAAGAGCAAAAAUGUGUGAACGUGGCAACACACAUUAUAAAAAAUGAACUACAACAAUUUACCAAAAACAUUGAAAGAAUGGUGAAGCAAAAUAUGGAAGGAAUAAAAAAUCUCGACGCAAGUGUCAGGAAUAUAGGAGAUAAAUUAACCUGCAGUGAUAGAUUGACACCCAUAUUCGGCACCGACUGUGCUGACAUUUUAAAGAGAUACCCAGAUACAAGAUGGAAGAACGGGGUGUACGAUAUUUUUGGUUUAAACAGAACAAAGGCCGUGUACUGUGAUAUGACCACUGACAACGGAGGUUGGACGGUGAUUCAGCGGAGAGUGGAUGGAUCGGUGGACUUUAACAAUAACUGGACGGAAUACAAGAACGGGUUUGGAUUUGCUGAUCAUGAGUAUUGGAUAGGAAAUGACAUGCUACAUAGACUGACGUCACAGAAGCUCCAGGAACUGCGAGUAGACAUGGAGAGAUUCAACGGAGAAAAGGCCUAUGCUGUUUACUCACGGUUUGCUGUCGGUAACGAGACCAGUAAAUAUAAGUUGGAGGUGAAUGGAUACAGUGGAAAUGCAGGGGAUAGUCUGAAAGUACACAACAAUAAGAAGUUCUCCACACCGGACCAGGAUAACGACAAUGACAGCCGUUCCUGUGGCACCACCUGGAGAUCGGGAUGGUGGUUCGACCAUUGUUUCCAGGCCAACCCUAAUGGACAGUACACCGACUCUGAGAAAACUGAUUUUAAAUAUAUUUCAUGGUAUCACUGGAGAAACUCGCAUAUAUCUCUUAAAACGAUGCAGUUGAUGAUUCGUCCUCGAUUCUGACAACGAGAUGUAACGUCAGAUAGAGACAUCAUUACAUGUUUAAAAUAUGGGCAAGUUUAUCAUUUUUACAUAAUGCUGCAAUUGAAUUUAAAUACUUUCGUCACUUGUAUGUAAGUUGUAUUCAUGUACAUGUAUUCUAUUUUACGAGGAUUAUCAAACAAGAAGUGAUAGAGUAUCAGUUUUUAAGUUUUAGUAAUGAUAACUUUAAAUAAAACAUAAAAUUGAUGUCAGCGUUGUAAAGAGAAAGUAUAUUAAUUUAAUAUAAUGUCAUCCUGAUGCGCACUCAAGAAUGAUUUAUUUUUUUAUACAUGUAUAAUAUUCAGUCUACUUACCGAUGCUCGUACAUACACACACACAUGUCAAAAAAGAUCAAACUUCGGUAACUACACAGAUUAUAAAUCAAUUACAAAUAAACUUUUUGUUAUACAUUAUAUCGGGCAAAUCAAAAAUACAUUAAUUUCACACACACACACACACACACACACACACACACACACACACACACACACACACACACACACACACACACACACACGUCAGGGUCCUGACAAACAUUAAUACAUGUAUAUGCGUAUAGAAUACUAUUUUUGAUAAAUAAAAACAAAUAAUAUGUACAAAAUUCAACUCUAUUAAGCUUUUACCAAUAUAUUGAACCAAAAGGCAGAUCAGUUUGAUGGCAGAUUUGGAAUUAAAAAAAUGAUUUUGUUUCUAAAUGACUAAAGGUUUAAUUACACACUGAGGUUUGAGAGGGCACAACACCUAUUCCAAUGCGACCUAGUAGUCUGGUGGAAUUUAUAUUCGACAAUAUGACCGACGCUUCUCCUACUUAUCUAGACAUUUCAUAUUAUUUAACACAUAAUCGCCAUUUCGUUUAAGGUCUUUUAUUAUUUGGAGUAGUUACCUUUUAUAAUUACUUUUAACUUAGAGUAGUUUCCUUUUAGAACAGACUAAAAUGACAUGCAGCGUCCAGAUUAGUUCAUACCCCCACAAAGGGAAGUAACAAAACGCUUAAAUUAAAUAGCUACAAAACAAACAUGCAGUGACGAUACUGAAAGAGUAUUUGAAAGGUGAAAUUGACCAUUUUGAAGGGUUCGUCUCUAUGUAGAUUUGAACGAUAUAUAUCCUUACCGCUUUAACCUGAAAUUGCAUUGUUCAUCGCUUUUAGUAAAUAAAAGUCUCACCUAAUAGUCCACAGGAACACAAAACACUUUACCUCGCCAUCUUUAGGAUUUAUCAACCCGUCAGUCGGUAACAAACCAAUGCAUGUAUGAAUUAAAUUGAGACUGAAUUCUCUGAGAUAUAUUAUCAAAUAAAAAAUGAUCAUGAUGAACAAAAUCAUAUAUUGUGAAUGAACUCUGCAUACAAUCAGGUAUUACAAUAUUUUGUUGCGUAAAUAUAUCUAUAGAUUGUUGUUAAUAUGGAGAUACAUUUAUAUGAUAUAUCUCUAAAUGUAUAAAUAUAUGAUUUAGCACAUGUAGAAAUUGCAAGGAAGUAAUUGUUUAUGUAAGAGCAAUAAUUUAUUUAAUUAUGUACGUCGUGUAAUUAUUGUAUAUAAAUCAAAUUGUCUACAUAUUGUUUAUCAUUUUUAUGUUAUGCAUAUUAUAAGGCAUAUUCUCAUUGUAUAUUUCAGGGUUUCCGUUUUAAUACAGCAUAUAAAUCAUUACUACAAGGGUUGAUCCAAAAGUAAUGUCAUACUAUGCACUGCGCUUCUCAAUGAUGUGUUAUUGUCUAAAAUGAUACAUCAAAUUUUCCUUAUUAAAAAUUAAUUUCGAAUCAAAAUUUUUAUUAUAUUUCGUUGAACAAUUAACAAGAUAUUGAUGUUUAUAGCAUUAUAUAUAUACGUGACAUCGCCGCGUCAUGAGUUUACAUCUUUUCUAAGGUUUGUACAUAUUAAUAAAGUACAUGCUUCAAAAUUUGAAAAUGGCUAUAACACCACAAUAUUUCAAAAUAGAUAUAUUAUUAACUGUUUUAAAAAAUAAGGGACCGUUACUGUCCAUUUCGGAUAUCUACCCAAUGAAUGUUGUCUCUAGAUCAAGGGAUAAAAAGGCUGGACAUGCAAAUAGUGAUACGAUGUAUUUUUUGCUUCGAUGGAUAGAAAUCACUGGAAAAUGUACUGAAUUGAUAUAUCAACCUAAAAUUGUGAAUGAGUGAACAGGGUACCUUAAACGUGGCUCCAAUAAUUAUAAUAAAAGCAUAUGUCAUGUUAAUAAAUAAAUUACAUGUAGAUAGACAGAAGACAUACGCUCUGAAAGGAAAAUUAAAGCUGGGUUCUUACAAUGGCUAUAUCAUAAAGCUCCGUUCAUGACUUCUUUAAGAGACCUGAACAAACUGAUCGCACAUUAGAUUACACACACAUAGAUCGCACAUUACUUUUGGACCAACCCUCGUAUGAUUCAAACCACCUGUAUUGUUAUUUUGGCCCAAAUUGUAACGCUAAUUCAAAUUUUUCAUCAACUUUCCUUACUUAUGUAGCAAUAAACCUGUAUCAACUGCU